ACAGGCUCCACCUCACUUACCCGGCAAGCUAAGAAUCAUGGCUGCUGUGAAGAUGAUGAAGUCCCUGGCUGGGCCAGGAACCGGUGGAUAUCCGUCCGAUAUGGACUGGAUGAGCCGUGAAGUCAGCACAGGGACCACUAUUAUGGCAGUGGAGUUUGACGGAGGAGUGGUUAUUGGUGCUGAUUCUAGGACCACAACAGGGGCCUAUAUUGCUAACAGGGUGACAGACAAACUUACUCCUGUGCAUGACAGAAUAUUUUGCUGUCGCUCUGGCUCUGCUGCUGACACUCAAGCCAUUGCAGAUGCUGUCACUUAUCAGCUGGGGUUCCAUAGCAUUGAAUUGGAUGGGCCUCCUCUUGUACACACUGCAGCCAGUCUCUUCAAGGAAAUGUGUUACCGCUACAGAGAGGAUUUAACAGCUGGAAUUAUUGUGGCAGGAUGGGACAAAAGAAAAGGAGGGCAGGUAUACACGGUGCCUAUGGGAGGAAUGAUGGUUCAUCAGCCUUUUUCUAUUGGAGGAUCUGGUAGUUCCUACAUAUAUGGUUUUGUUGAUUCCACCUACAAGUCCGGAAUGACAAAGGAUGAGUGUUUAAAAUUCACAGCCAAUGCUCUUGCCCUCGCUAUGGAGCGAGAUGGUUCCAGUGGUGGAGUUAUCCGUCUAGCAGCAAUCACAGAAGAUGGUGUAGAAAGGCAGGUUAUACUUGGUAACCAGCUACCACGCUUUCCGCUAGCAUGAUGACCUUUGUUACCUCUUCUCAUUUCCUUGACCCCUCUCACUAUGUGCAGGAUGUAUUUUCUCAGUUGAUUUUCUAAAGCUGAUGUUUAAACAAAUAAAUGCUGGUACUCCAUA
Messenger RNA from Bombina bombina (fire-bellied toad), 850 nucleotides. RefSeq names its product proteasome 20S subunit beta 6 (gene PSMB6). The record is from RefSeq and is a predicted model, not a curated record. Gene Ontology annotation, molecular function: threonine-type endopeptidase activity. Gene Ontology annotation, cellular component: proteasome core complex. Lineage: Eukaryota; Metazoa; Chordata; Amphibia; Anura; Bombinatoridae. The transcript has 6 exons. Bases 38 to 736 code for a protein of 232 amino acids.